CAAACGGGCGCCAAACACAAACGCCGACCACCCAAGGCAUACCACGCGGCCGGCCUGAAAAUCGCUCCACCAACCUCCGAAGCCUGGUGGGACCUAGACUGGCUCACUCCAGAACCCCUACAAAAACAGGUCCAACGAUCCGAAGCAAUGGGCAAAAAGUCCCACAAAUCCCAAGCAGCCACCUCACAAGACAUGCAAGACAUUGGAGUGCUGCUACAACGCACACCAAAGCCCAGGGAGCAGGAUCAGGCUGAAACAGGGGCCCAGGACCUUAAAGAGACAGGAGGGGUGAGUAACACCACACAAGGGCCACCUCCAACAGGGCUCCAGACAACACAAACCUCGAACAGCCAGGACCCUGCAACUAAGCAGGACAUCGACAACCUUUUUAACCGCAUCCAACAACUAUUCGCGGCAGAAAUAGCCGCG
Pelobates cultripes (western spadefoot toad) is the source of this 429-nucleotide messenger RNA. Lineage: Eukaryota; Metazoa; Chordata; Amphibia; Anura; Pelobatidae. The record is from the annotation of a GenBank genome assembly.